Messenger RNA from Ipomoea triloba (trilobed morning glory), 1178 nucleotides. Its product is annotated as 14-3-3-like protein GF14-12. NCBI's taxonomy places the organism in Eukaryota, Viridiplantae, Streptophyta, Magnoliopsida, Solanales, Convolvulaceae. The record is from RefSeq and is a predicted model, not a curated record. The transcript is spliced from 5 exons. Gene Ontology annotation, biological process: signal transduction. The coding region runs from base 246 to 944 and encodes 232 amino acids. Gene Ontology annotation, cellular component: cytoplasm.
UUCAUUUGGUCAUUCCUCCUCCGGGCUCCAGGGCUUCGCGUGCGUUUUCUUCUCUGCGACUCUGCGUUUCUUCUCGCCUCCCACAGACCACAGUCCCACCGCCUAGCCACAGCCACUCGCCAGUCCACCACGGCGCUACCGGUCCACCUCCUCCCACUGCAUCGCCACCGCCUUUCCGCCUCUGCCUCCGCCUCGAGCCCCCCACUAGCCCCUUCUAUUUCCGAGAAAAGGUCUCGUCGUUCUCUAUGGCGGUCCCCAUCAAUCGCGAGUAUUUCCUGUACCUAUGUAAGCUUGCUGAGCAAGCGCAGGACUACAAUGAGAUAUUUGAGUUAAUGGGCGAUACGGUCGGAGUUCUAGACUCCGAGCUAACAAGGGAGGAGAUCAGACUCCUCAGCCUCGCUUAUAGUAAGGUCACCGGCCCUCUCCGAGCCGCGUGGCUCGUGGCCUAUAACAACGAGACGUUGGAGACGGACGAGCAAAAGCAAACUCUGGCAAAGGGUUACCGAGAGAAGCUGGGAGAUAAACUUUCUAAGUUGUGUGAUAAACUGGAAGGCAUGCUUGAUUCAAUCUCCCCUUACACUACUUCCUCCGAUGCUAAGCUUUGUUACUACAAGCUGAGUAGCGAUCACUUCCGCUCCCUCUCUGAAUUCCAUGUAGGACCUGAUAAACAAAAAGUUGACAUGGAUGCUGAGGUUAUGUAUGUAAAUGCUCAGGCUCAUGCUGAAGCUGUGUCCCCAGCAGACCCAGUAAGACUGGGUCUGGCCUUCAAUUACUCAGUUUUCCAGUAUGAAAACUUGAAAUCCCCGGUAGCUGCAAUUGAAACAGCGAAUAAGGCAUUUGAUAAUGCCAUGGCUAGCAUAGAUACGCUGGAGAUGUUGGGUGAGGAGAGCACCCACGUAUUGGGGAUGCUGCAUGACAACCUCACCCUAUGGAAUGCUGCCUAGGGCGUUGAAAAUAGGCUUCAACAAGGCCUCCUUUCUGUACAUGCGCAAGGAGAAGGAGCUGAUGAAGGAGCUUGGAAUGGACCAUUUGGAAAGAACUGGAUCUUUCAGUCCUUGGAUCUGUUCUAGAUUCAUUUUGCUUGUCUUGUAAGAACUAUCCUCGUUUGAGAACACUGGAUUUGCUUUGUUAAUCAUUUGCUUAUUGAAAAUAUAUGACCAUUCUCUUCUCUUCUCUUC